UGUUUUAAAAAAAAUAAAAAAAAUAUAACUUUACUCCCAUAAUAUUUUUACUUUAUUCUCGUAAUAUUUGAACUUUUUUCCCCACUCUAAUUUUCUAAAAAUUACAACUUUAUUUGUUUUGUUUGUUUCUCAUAAUAUUGCGUCUUUUUGCUUUAAUAUUUCAACUCGAUGCUACUUGUUGAUUGAAUAAGCAAUGUAACAACAAAACACCUGUCAGUUACAUGUUCCAAUACUUUUGUUCACAUGAAAAAUGGAUGGGCUGAAACCAAGGUGGAAUAAACCACGUGACUAACUGAUUUCUAACAUAGUUCGUCAAAAGAAAGGAAGCCGCCAACUUGUACCAGACGGGACCAUUGAUGUGAGUUAUAAUAGUAGUGUCUCUUUAAAGGCACGUGACGUAGUGCCUUCAUGAAUGAAACCACGUGAUCCAAACAUCAGUUGACGUCUGCGGUCUGAGCCCAGACGGAAACAAGCGAGGAAGGAGUGGAUCCGCCACACCUGACCUGCCACAAGAAGAAAACAUCUCCUCCAUCCGCCGCGAGAACAUCACCCGACGCCCGCCUUCCAAGGGCGCCGGGUUUCACUUCCGGUGAGUCAAAGUCCAAAUCCAAACUGAAAGCGUCCUCGAUCAGAGCGCUGAGUAAAAGCGUUUUUUGCUGAGUGUGCCGAGUGUUAUCCCGGUGUUGACGGGCGCCGAAUCGUGUUUAAAAGCCCGGGAAGUGCUGAAUCAUCACGACCCGGUCGGGACCGGCGGGUCUGCCUCUCGACCCAAGCGAGCGGCGACAAAGGAGGAGUCCGCUGGUGCUGGCAGGCUACUAAGCCAUGUGUCGGAAUUAGACGAGCGCUGGCAUGUUGACAGCAAAGGUCGUCUUUUGUGCUUCUUUUUGUGUCAAUGGCGUGUCUCCAAUAUGGCAGACUAUGCAAUAUAUAAUACAUGGAAAGAGUGAAAUGAGCUACAUGUAGCAAGUUAGCUGACAUAGGUACCAUGUUAAUGCCUUCUACUCUCCUUACUUGGAGUGACAGGAGUAAGAAAAACAAACCGUGGCGGUGAAGAACGGCGCUUGCCCGUCAGCAGCUAGCUUGAGAGAGACUCGCCGUGGAGAACCAUCAUUUACCCUUCUUUUUUGUUUUGACGUGUGUUUUGUGAGCCUUGUUGGGAAUGUUGAGCGAAUAACGAACGUCUGCUCGCUAGUGUGGAGUCCCGCUUGACUUAUCACAUCGCUGUUAUUUUAUCAACCUUAGCGAGAGGCGAGCCGAGGCAUGAGGGGGAGCCAUGGCAACAUGGAUGCAUGGCAACAUGGCACCGGCGGCGGGCGGGCCGGCGGAGACAAAAGGUCUGCUACUCAAGCGAGGACGGCGGAGGCUUUUAAACGAGUGCACCUCGUGGCGAUGGGGAAGCUGACACCUGCUGUCUUCAUUCGCGCGCUUCCACACAUGCUGACUUUGCAUAAUUUACGCAGCGCGAAGUGUAAGGAGAAGUACGCGACCAAUUCAAAUGCUAAGUGCACUGUAAGUGUAAAUUAUAGAAGCACGCGACCGCUCCAAAAGCUCAGUGUAAGUAUAGAAGUACGCGACCACUCCAAAUGGUAAGUGUACUGUAAGUGUAGAAGUGUGCGAACGCUCCAAAUGGUAAGUCUACUGUAAGUAUAGAAGUGCGCAAACGCUCCAAAUGGUAAGUGUACUGUAAGUAUAGAAGUGCGUGACCUCUCCAAAUGAUAAGUGUACUAUAAGUCUAUGUGUGUGACCGCUCCAAAUUCUAAGUGCACUAUAAAUAUAGAAGUAUGUGUACUAUAAGUCCAUACCGUGCGACCGCUCCAAAUGCUAAGUGCACUGUAAGUACAGAAGUGUGUGACCGCUCCAAAUGCUAAGUGUAAGUGCACAAAUUGUGACACUGCCACCCAACGGUAUGUGAUUGUUUGCUGUAUUUGAAAUGAAGGUUGGCGUUACGCUAAAUCCUUUGUAGAAAGUAUCUUCCCAUGCUUUACAUCAUCAAUUAAAACUCCUCGUAUUCAUUGAGAUGUGUACGUGAAUAAGACGUGUCUUUAAAGACAGCAUUCGUGAACUUCUGAUUGCAUGAGUGCUUGCAAGCGGAGUGCACUGCGAGUAUUAAGGAAUACUGAAGAAAAGAGAAAGUUCGCCCCCUAAUGACUCCAAAUCAGCAGCUUUACUUGGAGUCAGCACUCUGCUGAGUGUAUGAAAAAGUAUGUAGUAAGCAAGUUGGCAAGUACUGUAAUAGAGGGUCAUAAUGAUGAAAUAGUUGUAUCAGUGUUUGAGAGAGGAGUAGACCCCCUUUACUACACACACACACACACACACACACACACACACACACACACACACACAAGCUAGGGGCUAAGCUUUUUAUACUCUGUAUCAGUAUUUAAUCAGUGCUUGAAGUGCAUUUCUCUGUCAAGUACUUUCCCCAUCCUUCCCUGGUGUUCACAGUAAUUGAACGCUGACCAAUGCUUAUGCGUGCAACUUUGCUGAUGGUGGCGGAGCGACGGCAAAGCGCGCGGAGCAAGGGUGGGGGGGGGGGAUGAAGGAAGAAUGAGAGAUGGGAUUUGCGCAAAGAUUGAGAACAAGGACCUUUUUGUCUUCAAGGCACUCCCCUGAAAAUGCUGAGGCGAAGCAAACGCUCCCUCGCUUGACAGAUGGCGUUUUCACUCGCUACUUACCACAGCUAGUUUCUCUGCCGCUCGUGUGUGUGUGUGUGUGUGUGUGUGUGUGUGUGUGUGUGUGUGUAAGAGAGAAAGAGUCAAGCAAGAAAAAAACAUUUAAAUCUAGGUGAGCGUGUGAGUGUAAACACCAAGGUUAAAAUGCGGUGUGUGUGUGUGUGUUACGUGAGCGUGUGAUUUGCAGAAUGAUGGUGUAGGGGCCUGUCGGUGGCGAACGUGAAGGUCACGGUCUCCAGAGGGAUAUGUUGGAUUCCCUGCACGGCUCACCUCGAUAGAAGUGGGUGCCGGUGAAUAUUGUCACGCAUCCAGGGUUAUCAUAUUCUCUCUUGAACGGAUGGCAACCGGACUGUUCAGGUUGUCUGAGAAGACGUUUGGCCUCUCAUCAGCUCAUGUGCAAAGACUAGGUAGGACAGCUGUAGAGCAUGUGAGGGUAAAGCGGUGGAGCAGAUCGAUAGUUGAGCUCAAUGAUGAAAUAUGCUGUAAGCAGAUCUGAUGCAUAAUCAUCACUAUGCUCGCCGUUUGUUGCUUUAUGGUGUGUUUGAGUGUCAUCCCUGAGACGAGACAACAAUAUAAAGGGACUGGAAAAUAGCAAGGGUGGAUUGUAGGCCAUGUCCACACCAAUACGGGUAUUUGCGUUUCGGUCUCUCGUCCACAUGCAUACGUUUUUGUCCUUAAAUCUGACAUUUCCGGAAAACUCCAGCUUCAGUGUUUGUGUGUGGAUGGGUAAAACUGAGCUUUUUGGUUUGUAUAUAAAGAAAUAUGCAACAUUAUCUCAUAUUUUUAAAGGGUCCCUGACAUGAUUCAUCAACUUUGCUUGAAUAUGUUAUAUAUUGUGUGGAAUUAUUGUCUAUAUUGUUAGAUUUUUUUAUUUUUUUUUAGAAGCAAAUGGUAGAUUCGCAAAAGACAUUUGUAAUUGAUAGGUGCCGUCUAUGACGAGCUAGCUCUCACUGUUCAGUCUCAUUUCCGGACGUGACGUCAUCGGGGUGACACUUCUCAGCUAAAGCAGAGAAAACAAACGCUUCUCGAGGUAGAUGGGGAACUUGGUUCAGUAUAUUUUUCAUCCAAAUAGUAGUCAUGCCAAAAUGUUGUGUGGCUGCUGGAUGUUCAUAGCAUCCUAGUGAUACUGUGUUUGUUUUCUUUUCCACAAGAGGAAGGUUUAAGACAACAAUGGACCAAGCAAGUUCAGCGAACGAGAGACAGAUGGACGCCCACCUCGAGUUCUGUUCUUUGCAGUGAUCAUUUCACUGCUAUGAAGGAACACCUUUACAAGAAGCAUUUGGCUUGAAAGUAUGAUAUAAACACAUUUAAAAAAAAAAAAAAAAAAGGAUGCUAUUCCGCCGGUACACGGGGGGGAAAAAAAAAAAAAAGGACAAGAAGAACGACGUCCAAGUUGCCACAGAACAAAGUAAGUCAUGUCUUGUUAACAGAAUGUAUUCUAAACACUAUUCCAUGAUAGCGACAAGGCUGUCAAGCAGGGGUGCUCACACUUUUUUAGCCUGUGAGCUACUUUUAAAAUCACAAAGCCCCAAAGAUCGACAACCUACUAUAAAUGUAGAAAAUAUAUGUAUUUAUAAAAAAAUGAGUACAGUAUCAGUUAGUUUAUCCGUAAUCAGAAAAAUAAAGAUGAAAGUUGCAUCUUCCUGUGUAGCUUGAAACGCCACGGGGGAGCAAGAGCGAAUCAGGAGGGGGACCUUCAUGUCAGCUGACUGAUGUCAUAUGACAUCUACAAAGUGACGUUUACACGACCGACCCAAGCUACCGUAGCUCGCGAUGGACGUAAUGGUCACCCCUGCUGUAAAGCAUUGUACAUGUUAUUUCAGCAUCUUUUCACAGCCAUAUGUAUGUUUACUGUGGGGGGGCUGCCUGUGACGAAAUAUCAAAUAAAUCAGGCUAUAAAGACCCAUUUACGCUCAUUAAGAAGCCGAUUUAAAAGAAUAAUUGAAGGAUAAGCAACUCCAGAGUAAUUUACACUUACCAUUCUGUGUUUUGAAGGUGACCAAUCUUCAUCUCCAAGUCUUAAGGCUUAAGUCCAUGUUCUGCAAGUUCUCUAUUUCAUCUCCAAAUGUUUCUCCCUCCUCGAAAACUAUUUAUACAUGGCUCAAAUCUUGGCUAUAAUCACUGGAAACAUCCCCCGUCUCGUACACCACCAUGUUUGUUUACCUGAGUGAUAAUACUCUUGAUGGCGUCACUUCCAGGAAAUGAGACUGAACAGCGAGCGCUAGCUCAUCAUGGCUGGCGCCAUCAACUAUAACUGUCAUUUUUGCAAAUUUAAAGUUGGCUUUCCAAAAUUUAACAACGUAGAACAUAAUUACAAACAAUGCAUACCUUGUUGCCAAGCAAUUUCUCUUGUGGGUCAAUAAAGUCUGUCUAAGUCUAUAACAUAUUUAAGCCAUGUUGAAAAAUCAUGUCAUGGACCCUUUAACCUUAUUUAAUAGGGGUGUCCCUAUCCGAUAUUGACAUGAGAUAUCUGUUCGAUAUCAGCAAGUAUCAGAUUAUAUGAGUCCAUUCCCGACUCCACUGCGGUUGGUUUCAUUUGUGUGUGCGUGUGCCUUACUGUAUAACACGCACGGGUGAUUAAAUAAACAUUUAUGAUGUCUUUGUCAGGGUCGGGCUUGUGGCGUGGGCUCUGUGAGCAAACUACAAAUCUAUUUGGCUUGUUGGCUCAGUGUCGUGGGCGAGCGAAGCGAUGGUGGUUGAGGGGAGAAGGGCUGCGUUACAACAGUCAGUCCUAAUGAGCAGUGUUUUUAGAGGUGCACAUCUAUGGAGUUAUAUUUGUGCCUUCUUUUUGAGGUAGCAAAGGCUGAUUUUGAGCCACAACGUGCAAUAAUUGCUGUUGCGCGAGCAGGCACAUCGCUGCGCGCUGUCACUCUCUCUCCUUGAUGCUCCAUGCGUGAAAGCGAGGCGAGCCGGUGCACGUGUGUUUAAUGAUGUGAAACAUUUAAAGUGUGACAAACGCACAAAACAAUAAGAAAUCAGGAAGGGGGCAAACACUUUGUCACACCGCUGUACAUACUUGAGGGAAAAAACUGCAGUCUCAGCUUUGUGAUACAGGUGAAAAAGUCUAUUAUUAGUAUCAACUUCGGUCUGUCGCACCAUUUUUCUUUUGAAAUAAACUUGGUAAAUUUUCUUCCCGUAGUAUUAUGACUUUCUUCCUAUAGCAUUUUGACUUUAUUCCCAUAAUAUUAAAACUUUUUCCCCGACUUAAUAUUCCAAAAAUUACAACUUUGGUUUGUUGGUUUCUCAUGACGUUACGACUUAAAAAGACAAAGUUUUUUAGUUUUUUCUUUAAUAUUUCAACUCUCUGCUGCUAAAAUGAAUUUUUUUCAGAAUAUUGCGAGUUUAAUGUGGUAUAAUUAUGACUUUUUUUCUCAUUAGAUAAAAAAAAUUCUUCAUAUUUUGACUUCAUUCUUGUAAAAUUACAGCUGUUUUUUUCAAUUUUUGUUGUUUAUUUAAUUUUCCAACUGGGCUUCCAAUUGGGCUUUAUUCUUGUCAUAUUAUAACUUCUUCUGCAACCAAAUUUUGCAACUUUAUUUGUUGUUUUGAUGUUUCUCCUAAUAUUAUGACUUAAAAUUUUUGUAAUAUUUCAAUUUCAUGCUCCUAAAAUGUCAUUUUUCCUCAUGAUAUGACAGUUAUUCUCGUAAAAUAACGUUAUCUUCUUAGAUUACAACUUUUUUUCUUAAUAUUUUGUCUUUGUUCUUGUAAAAUUCAUUUUCUUAUAAUUAUGUCUUUAUUCCCAUCAUAUUUUGACUUUUUUCUUGUAACAUUAUAAUACAUUCUCGUAAAAUCACAGCUUUUUCUUGUUAGAUUACAGGUUUUUUUCCUUAUUAUUUUGACUUUAGUCUUGUAAAAUUACUGCUGAUUUUUCCAUUUUUGCUGUUUCUACCAGUUGCAUCAUCCCAAGCACUAACUUGCCGCAGUGUCUUACUGCAGUGUGACCAUAGCAGAGCUGUGCUUUGAACUCCUGAAGCUUGUUCAUGUGACAACAUGCACGGAUUGGAUGGAUGUCAAGAUAGGAAGACGUGUGUGUGUGUGUGUGUGUGUGUGUGUGUGUGCCAAAUGAAGCAUCGUCCCCUGUCAUUCAGAAACUCGUGUCCACUGGAAUCAUUCAUGUAGGUUUUUGGCACGUGUGCUUGUGAGGUGGUGUUAGGUUGGCAAUGAAUAGUUUGUUUUGGCAUUGAUGUUUCCCUGCUGCUUCUUGUCUUGUAAAUAAUAAACAUGACCAAAUAGACUAGUAGACCAAAUAGACCUCUGCCAAGGCCCAACGGUGAACAACAAGGGAAACUAAACGCGGUGGAACCUUGGUCAGCGUCGAAUCCACUCCAGAAGGUCCAACUCCAACCGAAACGUAAUCUAAGAUUUUCCCAUGAGAACUCAUGUACUGCAAAUCCAAUGAAUUCGUUGCAGAACGUCGAACACGUUUUUAGAGUUUUCCAAGUAGAACUGCUAGUUCAUUUUGAACAAGCUUACAAGUUACAUUGGAAUACAUCACACAGUGCAGUUCACAGUUCCACAUGAAAGUACGGUAUAAACACAUUUUGAAAAAGGGUGCUAUUCUGCCGGUACACAGGGGAAAAUAAAACAAGAAGAACGACGUCAAAGGUGCCACAGAACAGAGUCUGUUCAGAAGAACGAGGCUCCUGUGGCAUGACGACGACAAACAAAGGAAAUAAAGCCUUAAAGGUGAAGCGAGAGCCGGGGGAGAAUGGCACCAGCUUGACCGACGACGAGCUGGUGACCAUGUCGGUGCGUGAGCUCAACCAGCACCUCCGAGGGCUCUCCAAGGAGGAGAUCCUGCAACUGAAGCAGCGUCGGCGCACGCUGAAGAAUCGGGGCUACGCUGCCAGCUGCCGGGUAAAGCGAGUCACCCAGAAGGAAGAGCUGGAGAAGCAGAAGGCCCAGCUGCAACAAGAAGUAGACAAACUGGCCAAUGAGAAUGCUUCUAUGCGUCUGGAGCUGGACGCGCUCAGGUCCAAGUAUGAGGCCUUGCAGACCUUUGCCAGGACAGUGGCGAGGAGCCCCACCGUGGGGGUUGGCGUCAGGGCUGGAGGGGUAGCGUCGUCACUCAUCGGUCCACUUAUACCGGGAAAGGCAGCGACGGCGACAAGCGUGAUUACAAUCGUCAAGUCAAAAGCGGAUGCUCGCUCUUGAGAGGGGCUUGGUUGACUUAAAGGUGCACCAGGAUGGAAUACAGCUGCCUUUGCCACAUCUCCUCCAUUUGCACUGCACUCAUGGACAUACGUGAUUUACGUGCAGGUGAAGGAUCACAUGCAAGCAAGAGGACUUGUGCUCACGCAAGCAAGAAGACUCGUGCUCCUACAUGUCGAGGACUCAUAUUCAUGCAAGCAGGAGCACUCAUACUCAUGCAAGCAGGAGCACUCAUGCUCAAGCAUGCAUAAGACUCGUGCUCCUACAUGCAGAGGACUCAUAUUCAUGUAAGCAGGAGCACUCAUGCUCAAGCAUGCAGAGGACUCGUGCUCCUGCAUGCAGAGGACUUGUGCUCCUGCAUGCAGAGGACUUGUGCUCCUGCAUGCAGAUACUCAUGCAAGCAGGAGCACCCCUGCUCAUGCAAGCAAGAGGACUCGUGCUCCUACAUGCAGAGCAGCAGAGGACUUGUGCUCAUGCAAGCAAGAAGACUCGUGCUCCUACAUGCAGAUACUCUUGCAAGCAGGAGCACUCCUGCUCAUGCAUGCAGAGGACUCGUGCUCAUGCAUGCAGAGGACUCGUGCUCAUGCAUGCAGAGGACUCGUAGUCAUGCAAGCAGGAGCACUCAUGCUCAUGCAUGCAGAGGACCCGUGCUCUUACAAGCAAGAGGACUCGUGCUCAUGCUUGCAGAGCACUCGUGCUCGCUCUCUGACUACAGGAAAACCAGACAGAAUUGCUACUACUGCCAAUGAAACGUAUGUUUGAAAGGAUCAGGCAAUGCAGUUUCUGAUUGAAAUGAAAAGUUGUUGUCAUGACAACCCACUGGUCGCAUGCAGAAAGACGCACAAACGAUGGAAAUUUCAUUUUCAUUUGACAACACGUCCUGUGACCUGCUGAUUUCAGUGGCUGCAGACGAGUCCCCUCCUGCUGGUAGGUAUACAGUACCUACAGUAGAUAUAUAAAUACACUGUACAUAUACGACACAGCUGUGUUUUUACUGUUUUGUACCGUGUUGAGGUAGGAAACGUAUUCUGUGCGUGUGAAUUGUGAUACAGCGUAUGAGAAAUUGGUACAGUAUUGUUAUGUUAGUGGUAUUUUUCUACGUCUUCUGCUGCUUGUGUUGUAUGCCGGUUGGCAUCCGUGACUUUGUGCGUUGCCAGAUGAUGAUGAUGAUGAUGAUGAUGGAGCGAGCGGAAAAAGAACACAGGAACACUUGGGAGGGCGAGGCCUCCUCCCUGAAUAAGAAGUGAUGGGAGUACAGGUGGGAGUACUUCACUGCAUUGUUGCACGUGCUGUGCAGCAGCCAGCGUGAUGAACAACAACAAUUACCCGUUAAUGUGACUUGUGCAAACUUAUGUCCACGUGGGUCGGUCCAGGGUUCCACUGUGAUGACCCUCCGAUUUGAAUUGUUCCUUCAAAAUGUCACGUGAUCAGAGUCGCGACUGAGAGGACUCGAACACGAAGGGCCAGCUUUACGCGCUCAGAUUCCUUUCCCGUGGUGUUCUGUUGGCUGAGAAUGUGGUGGCGUGUAUUUUCUAAUUAGCUUUGCAUUGUUUGUAUGGACUCGUAACAGUUUGAUAUACACUAUCUGUCUAUUUUUUUGCAAUUGUACCAAAAGUGUCUUAACUACUGAUAGCUUUCUUCUUUCUCUAGUGACUAGACACGCGUGUGCGUGUGGCCGUGAAAUAGUGUGUCAAGUGACGAGGUAUCGCUAACUUUCACUGUGGUACAACCUUGAGUGAAUGAUGACAAAGACACGCUUUUGGGUUCUUGGUUUUUGUUUUUUUACAGCUUCAUUGUCACACAUUUGUGAUGCAAGCUUGUCCUGUGGUGCUUGGAAUGAUUCACCCCAAAAAACACUUUGAUGUUGUGUGUGUGUGUGUGCAGCUACGCUUAGCAUAUUUCCUAUAUUUUUGAAUAUACUGUAUAUGUCAGGGACGUUGUUAUUGUCUGUGGUGUUUUGUUUGCUGUGAUUGUUGCUUUACACGUUACGUGUAUUUAAAACGCAGACAAGCAGAAAUAUUUUUCUAUCCAUUUCAUUUGGAAAAAGUGCAAAUCGGGUGUUGGGAUUUUUUUUCUUCAGUGUCGAGCUACGACAGCGGUGUCCAAAGUGUGGCCGGGGGUGGGGACUUGCAGGCGGAAGAACAUUUCACAAGAAAACAAAAAGAAACACACACACACACAUUAAUAAAGUCAUAAAUUUAUGAGAAAAAAAGUGUAACAUUACGGGAAUGAAGUCAAAAUUAUGAUAAAAGCCAUACAUGUACGAGAAAUAAAUGUGUAAUAUUAUGAGAAUAAAGUUUAAAUUUAUGUGUAAAUUUAUGAGAAAGUCAUAAAUGUACGAGAAUAAAGUCAGACAUUUACAACAAUAAAACCAUAAAUGUACAAGGAUAAAAGUUGGAAAUUUACAAGAAUAAAGUUGUAAAUUUACGAGAAUAAAGAUGUAAAUUUAUGAGAAUAAAGUUGUAAAUGUACAAGAAAAAAGUCGUAAAUGUACGAGAAUAAAGUUGUAAAUUUCCCAGAAUAAAGAUGUAAAUUUAUGUGAAUAACAUCGUAAAUUUACGAAGGCCUAAAUGUCGAGAAUAAAAGUCGUAAAUUUACAACAAUAAAACCAUAAAUGUACGAGAAUAAAGUUGUAAAUUUACAAGAAAAAAAAUGUUAAUAUUAAGGAAAUAAAGUUGUACAUUUACGAGAAUAAAGUCGUAAAUUUACGGGAAUAAAGUCGUAAAUAUACGAGAAUAAAGUCGUAAAUAUACGAGAAUAAUGUCGGAAAUUUAUGAGAAUAAACUUGUAUAUUUAUGAGAAUACGGUUGUAUAUUUACGAGACAUAAAUGUGUAAUAUUACGAAAAUAAAGUCUUAAAUUUACGAGAAAGUCGUAAAUGUACGAGAAUAAAAGUCUUACACUUAGACAAUAAAGCCAUAAAUGUACGAGAAUAAAAGUUGUACAUUUAUGAGACUAAAGUUGUAAAUUUACAAGAAUAAAGCCAUAAAAUGACGAGAAUAACGUCGUAAAUUUGGGAGAAAAAAUGUGUAACAAUAUGAGAAAAGCCGUACAUUUAUGAGAAUGAAGUCCGAAAUUUAGGAGACGAAAAGCCGUAAAUUUAGGAGACGAAAAGGCCAAAUAUUAGGAGAAUAAAGUGUUAAUAUGAGGUGUGAUGGUGCCAUACGUGUCAGAGGGAAAAGAGAGCAAAGCUCUUCAGCAAGCUUUUAUUGAGAACGUGGCAGCAAAACAGAGCAGCUGAGCACAAACAGAUUAGCAUGGGUUAGCAUCAUCUCACUUCCGCCUUCCUUGCCCCGCCCCCUCCACAUGACCAAGGCCAGGAGGUCACAUAAGUCUCCCCUUUUCAUGGCUGUCUCCGGCAAUGCCUAUAACAUAACAUGAAGUUACAGUUUUAGUCUCUGAUAUUUUGUACUUUUUUUCCUCACAAAUGUAUGACUUUAUUCUCGUACUUUUACGACUUUUUUCUCGUAAUUUUACGACUUUUUUCACAUAAAUUUAUGAAAUUGUUCUGGUAAUAUUGCACCUUUUUUCUAGUACAUUUAUGAAGUUAUUCUGGUAAAUUUGCUACGUUCAUUCUCAUAAUAUUACAACUUUUUUCUCGGAAAUGUUCAGCUUUUUUUCCCUCAGAAAUUUCCAACCUUUUUUUGUCAAUUUACGACUUUAUUCUUGUAAAUUUACAACUUUAUUCUCAUCCUCAUGCAUGCGGAGGACUCGCUCACGCAUUUAUUCUGGUAAUAUUAGAACUUUUUUUCCUCGUACAUUUAUGACUUUAUUCUCGGAGAUUUACGACUUUUAUUCUCGUAAAUUUAGGACUUUAUUCUGGUAAUAUUACAACUAUUUUUCUCGGAAACGUUCAACUUUUUUUUCUGGGAAAUUUGCGACUUUAUUCUCUGAAAUGUCCAACUUUUUUUCUCGUAAAUGUAUUACUUUAUUCUUGUAAAUUUACGACUUUAUUCGCAGAAAUGUACAACUUUUUUUCUCGUAAAUGUAUUACUUUAUUCUUGUAAAUUUACGACUUUAUUCUCAGAAAUGUCCAACUUUUUUUUCGGUGAAUUUAUGACUUUCUCCUCGUAAAUUUACGAUUUUAUUCUCGUGAAUUUUCGACUUUUUUUCUCAUGAAUGUACGACUUUAUUCUUAUCAAAAUUUUAAAAAAUCCCAUAAGUUAAAAAAAAAAGACUGAAAAAAUGUAUUGACCUACAGUAUAUCUGGGGUGCCCUAACUUUUUCCACCGAGCACUGCCUACUGAAAAAGAAAGAAUACGGGGGCCGCUUUGAUUUAGUAAAGCAGCCCAUGUAGACAUGCUAAGUGUGAAACGGACGUAUGUGAAGGAAAAGCAGCCUCCGUUUGAUGCCUGGUGGUAUACAGUAGGUGACGAGGCGUAUUUUUGCUCAUUUUUGCAUGAUUUUUUUUUUUACUUUAUUCUUGUGAAUCUUGUUUUUGUAAUAUGGCUUUAAUCCACCAAAACUUGACUCUCAUGAUGUGAAAAAAAAAAUCGUUAUUGUUUCAAGUUUAUGCUUCUAAAAUCAUUUUUCCCUCCAAUAUCAUGACUUUAUUUUUGUACCAUUGUUUUCCUCGUAAGAUUACCACUUUUAUCUCUUGUUAUGAUAACUUUAACCUCCUCAUAUUUUGAUGUUACUCUCAUAAAAUUACUGCUCUUUUUAUCCGUAUUUACUUAGUUUUUAAUUUUAAUUUUAGGGGCAUUAAAGGGCCAUAAAACACACCAGCUGUGGGCUGCAAAGGCCCGGGGCCGCACUUUGGACACCCUGGCCUCUGUAAUGAUAUUUAUAUAGUAUUUGGAUCGUUAGGAAAUGUAUUCAUUGCUAUUUUCGUUUAAAAAAAAAACAAAGCAUAGUCAACUCAUGUGUUGACUUAUAGCAGUGGUGGGCAAACUGUGGCCCGUGGGCCACAUCAGGCCUGCCUCCAAAAUCCAUAUAGUCCUUCCACAAGGCAUGCUGGGUAGCUUGUGGUGCUCUCUCUCACAACAUUUCGUUGUGUUUGUCGCACUUUUGCUUGAUUGUAAAGUAACUUGAGGAGGUCCCCAGGGAAGCAAAAAAAGGAGGGACGUCCUCACACUCUUGAUAUCCAAUGUUUUAGAGUUCACAGUCCAUGUUGUUGUUGCCGCUGGGCUACCCGGCAUGCCUUGCGGGCACUUGUAAACAACAUCUCAAGCUAUCGUCCGGAUGUUGAGGUGUCUGCCGUGUUUUCAUGCGGAAUCACGCCAGCAAAAAAAAACUUGCAACCUCCCAUCGACGAGAGGAACUGAAGAAUUCUUUUCAUCCUUUAUAAAAAUUGUGUGGACUAUUUUGCCGUUUUUUUUUCGAGUUUUAUUCCCACGUUUUGACUCCACGUGUGUUUACCGCGUGUACGUUUCAAAGUGUCUGCAGGUUUUGUCAUGGUGGACUUCAAGUUGUAGACACGUGUUGAGUUUGUGUGACGACGGCGCAGAUAUUGUGUGUUUUGUACUUUUCCUGUAUGAAUUAUUGUACCGGCUGAAAAUGUGACAGUCUUUGUAAGUACUUAACUUCAAGUAAAUGAUUGCUUUUUGUAGAUACAAAGUGAUGAUGACCAGGUACUAGCAAUUAUGGGACUAACUGUGUUGUCAUCAGUCUAAUGUUUGUUUAAUUUAUUGAUGUAUAUAUGCUGUAUGUUUUGUCAAUAAACACUUUAUUUUGUAUAUGACCAAUAAACAUGCUUUAAAAUGUUUAUAUGCAC
This is a messenger RNA of Dunckerocampus dactyliophorus (ringed pipefish), 13532 nucleotides long. It is a transcript of the gene mafgb, whose product is annotated as v-maf avian musculoaponeurotic fibrosarcoma oncogene homolog Gb. The transcript is spliced from 3 exons. Lineage: Eukaryota; Metazoa; Chordata; Actinopteri; Syngnathiformes; Syngnathidae. Gene Ontology annotation, cellular component: nucleus. The record is from RefSeq and is a predicted model, not a curated record. Gene Ontology annotation, molecular function: RNA polymerase II cis-regulatory region sequence-specific DNA binding; DNA-binding transcription factor activity, RNA polymerase II-specific. Bases 7320 to 7823 code for a protein of 167 amino acids. Gene Ontology annotation, biological process: regulation of transcription by RNA polymerase II; regulation of epidermal cell differentiation.